Schistosoma intercalatum is the source of this 3333-nucleotide messenger RNA. The record is from the annotation of a GenBank genome assembly. Lineage: Eukaryota; Metazoa; Platyhelminthes; Trematoda; Strigeidida; Schistosomatidae.
GUCCUGCGGAAAUCCAAAUACUGUAACGAUUUGGUUGCUAUGGUAGCUCGUACUGAGAAUACUUUAGGAAAUAUCAUGUGGUGGGGUUUUACUCCUGCCAUGAAUCUUGCGAAGUGCUUUGACAGUUUUUGUUUCGGCGAUCAUUUCGAUAAUACUAACAUACUUUGCGUAGGAAUGGGCGAUUCAAGACACAUCUUGCGAACUUUAUCUUCAAGGUUUUCUGGAAGAAAUAAGUUUGAAACAUUUUACCUGAUCGAACCAUUUCACGAAACAUAUGCUCGGCAGAUGCUUCAGCUAUAUACAGCUCUUGAGCCUUACACAAGGAUAGGGCUGCAGGAGAAAGUAGAAAUGUAUCUUGAAAUCUUUGGGAACGUGAUGAUUCGAGAUGUCACAUCUAAAUAUUUGAUCAAUGCUGCAAAUAAUCUGAGGAGGUUGGUGACAAACUUAGGCCCUCUUCCAUCAUUUGAAUUUGUUGAUUUGUCAAAUCUGAAAUACAAGGAACGUGAUAUGCUAGAGUCAACACUUAAGUUUUGGAGUGGGAGAGAUGAAACAAAGUUUGAUGCUGACAAGUGUUGGAAUUAUCGUUUACGUAAACAUUUAGGUACUCGUUAUGAUGCUAUACCAAAUGUUUUCGACUGGGAUUGUAGCAUAACUCUACACGAUCGAAAGGCUACUCAAAUAAACUCUAAAGAAUAUGCUCAUUGGCGUCAGUAUGGGAUGGCAUUUGAACUUCGGGAAGCCAAUUACAAUGUUCCAAAUAGAAGUUUAGCUUCUGGAAGAGUUUUCAGGAACUCAGCUGGUGAUAAAGGAGUUUAUUGGGGGUAUUGGGGUGACAUAAUCUGCUCACCAUAUUUGGUGUUUGGCAUAGAUACAUCUGAAUGUAGUGAAUUAAAUCGUCUUGUUAAUGGGAAGCAUGCAUAUGCGGCAUCAACAAUAUCUGAAGUGAAUAUCCGUAAAAUGUUCUGGGAAUUAGAAAAUCAAAAAGACUGCCCAUUACAUAUAUCCGUUCCAUUUUUUGAUCCAUCAACAACAAAUGAUAAUAUCAGUUUUCCUGACGAAGAAGUUAGUUCACAAAAUGAUCCCACAGUAGAGAAUGACACAGACGAUAGUAAACAGAAUAUGAAUGUUGAAAAUAGUAAUUCUGAUGACUGCAUACUUAUGAAGUCAGAAAAACUAAAAGAAGAAGAAGAAGAAGAAGAAGAACAAAAAACAUCAACUCAAGCUAAGUCGAAUGAAGAGCCAGAACAUCCUAAUGAAGAUUCUUUAACAAAACAAUUUGACAAUACAGAAUACGUUCCAUUGGAUAUUGCAAACACAUUCAAAGUUAAAUUUCUUCCAUGUAACAGCUUUUUAGAUUUACCUAUAAGAUACCGAUCUUUAUUUCUCAAAAGUAACGACGAUAACUCAUCAUCAUUAAACAAUCGUUUCCGAAUAAUUUACAUCGGUAACAGUUUAGUUCACUUAUUAUCUGAUUUGCAUAAAAGAGAAAAUAAAAAAGACAAUGGAUUACAUUCCAAAUUGAAUAGUAAUCUAGAUGCAGAAGAAUGUAAUGAUAAAUUAGAGGACAAGAAAGUUAUAUCCAAUGAAAGCACUUUAGAAAAUGAUUUAUUUAAUACUGAUACAUUCAAGGUUUCAUUCACUGAUCUUCUGGAAGAUGAAGCAUUGCUAAUUGUAGAAUCUAUUCUGUAUAUAGUGGAGGUUAGGUCUGAACAAAUCAAAGCGUAUUGCGAAAAUGUUAAACAAAUGGCUUGUGAUCUUGGUUUCGAGUCUAUUAAAGAAAUAAAACCUAUGGAGGAUCAUCAUUUAUAUUUUCGAUUUAGACGAAAAUUACAAUAACAAUGUUAAAUAUAAUGUAUUCAGUAAUAUCAUAUGUAUGAUUAUACCAAAACGUACUCCCUAUUUCACAGAAGUUCACAACUUUGAAGAUCAAAUAAAUGUAUUUAUAUUUGUGUAUUUGUUGUCAAUUCUAUUGUGAUUAUGAAAGCAAAAGCUAUUCAAAUUGAUACUUUCUUGAUUAUAUAAGCUAAAAUAACAAUAAUUUACAUUUACUAUGAUAACCUGAGCGUAUAAUUUGGAAAACGGAAUAGAUUGCAUAUUCAUGCUUCUCCUUUCAGUGAAAUGACAUCUUUGAAAGUUUACUAGUUGUAAUUGUGAUGAUUGAUUGAACUUAGAAAAAAAGUCAUUGGAAUUCAACUUAUUGGUUCGAAGUUUAAGCAUUCUCAACGAGACUUGAAGACAUUUGGUUAGAUCCUUUUUGAGUUCGUGAAUGAAAGUUGUUAAGAAGUCUCAAGAUAGGAAGAAAUUGAUGUUUGGUGGUCUACGAUUUUCAAUAUUUAUCUAGCUAACUUCAAUACAUGAAGUAAACCAAUUACAUUAGGGUUGAGAUAGUUUUCAUGUAUUCUACUUUAUGAGAUUGCAACAGCUUAUAAACAUCAUUUACUUCAAAUAUCAUUGUUAAUUAAUUAAUAAGGAAAAUCAAAAUUCUGUUGUUGUCUUAAGUGACUGACAAAGUCCAGUAUGUUUAAUAUAAUCAUCAUUGUUCCUCAAUCGGUGGAGUUUUCUUCGUAGUAAUAAAUUCAGUGAUCGGAGUAUAAUUUUCGGAUUUUAUUUAACUCGGAUCUAUCGAUCAAUUGAAAAGGGGCUUUUUUGUUUAAGAAAAUUCUUGUGUGAUGGAUGGUCAGAUUUCUAGCUUAUGGAAAAGCUGAAAGGAAUGAGGUAGGAAGCCACAUAAUUCAAUUAUGGCUUACGAUUAUUAACAAUAGAAAGUCUCUAGUUUUUUAGUCUUUUAGUUUAUCUAGUCAAGUCUAGAUGUCUAAGAUACUAUUGAGUAUGUGAUGUAUAUAUGUUAUUGUCUACUUAUUAUAUUACUAUUGCUUAACAAAACUCAAUUGUUUUGACUGAAUUUGUCAGGUCUCUGAAAUUAAUCAAAGAAUGCACUAAUGAUAUAUUUUAUUUUGUAUAUUUUGGUUUGAACUAACUACUGAUCAAUAUUUUUGGUAUUGUUGUAUCCCGAUAAGAAUAAAUGAACGGUAAUUUUCGGGAUCCAUUUAUGAACCAAUAUUAUGAGUACAUUUUUGUCGUAUAAUUGUUAUGUAACUAAACUGUUCAUAUUCAUCCCCCUCUUAUUAUGAGCUUUAUUUUGACCUAUGAACUAUGAAUAUACGAUUUACCAUUCAUGAAUUAUUCCUUGUCUGUUAAUCGCUACCUCCCUCAUUCACAGCCACAUCUGGCUAAUUCUUGUACAAAUAUUGUUUCAUAUUUUACUGGUACGUUGUGGUCGGUUUGAUUGGUAAUAUAAACUCAAUAUGCUUGAAAUAUAAUGAUUCAUAUGUC